This is a messenger RNA of Maudiozyma saulgeensis, 3477 nucleotides long. The record is from the annotation of a GenBank genome assembly. NCBI's taxonomy places the organism in Eukaryota, Fungi, Ascomycota, Saccharomycetes, Saccharomycetales, Saccharomycetaceae.
AUGACUCAACUUACAAAUACUUUAUCACCGGUAUUCCCCUUGGAGAAGGAUGCUGAUGUGGAGGCUAACGCAGCUCCUUUAAAACAUAGUGCUCAUAUUCAGGUUUUCAUUCGACUGGCAGAACCGGUAGUGUUCUUCCAAGGGUUUGAAACCCAACAUAAUGAUGAUAGAUUACCUGCAGUACUAAGAGGAUCAUUAGUAGUUCGUGUGUUAAAAGCAACAAAAUUGAAAAGUAUAUCGUUAUCGUUUAAAGGUUACACAAGAACUGAAUGGCCAGAAGGGAUCCCACCAAAGAAACAAGAAUUUGUAGAGAUUAAUGACGUUGUGAAUCAUACAUGGCCAUUCUAUGAUUCUUCAGAUCCUAUCCAAACAGAUUCGAGAACUAAGACUAAUAAUAGCAAGAAAGAUGCAGAAUAUGAAAUGUUAUUACAAGGGAGCGGUGCAUCCAUGUAUAAACCACUUCCAGGUUCAUCGGGACAGUCUACUGGCGUUGGUGCAGCUGCUAUAUCGGCAGCUAAAUUGACUGAUUUAACCUCCCCUUUACAAUUAUCACCCGUUUCUAGUAACCCUAACGUUAAUCAACUUACAAACAAUAAUAAUAUAUCUGGAUCCCAUUUAAUGACACCGAAGAAAGAAAAGAGUAAUGGUAAUUUGAGAAGAAGUAGAGCCAAUUCAUCGGGAUCGUUAAAUACCGCAAAGAUUAGCCCCUCAGUAAGAAGUUUAUCUCCAUUAAAUCUCUUUAGACGGGUUACUUCAUCAAACCAUGAAGUUCAACGGGCUCCCUAUACAUCUUCAACCACUAAUCCAAAUUCUAAUUCUAAUUCAGCAAACGAUAUAAAUAAUUCAAAGAGAAAUCUUUCUGGUAUUAAUUUAACCACAUCAAAUGCAGACUCAUUAAAACCGGUAACUUCUACAUCAAUCUUUUCUGAAUUAUUAUCAUCAACUUUUUCAUCUGAUGCAACAGCAUCAGCACCACAUAAAUUACAUCAUCGUGAUUCUGUAAUAUCAGCAACAUCAUUGAUAACAUCCGAUUCCUUUGUAUUUCAACCUGGUGAUUAUGUAUACACAUUUGAACAAAUAAUACCACAGACGUUUCCCGAAUCUAUUAAAGCUGAUUUUGGGUUCGUGGAGUAUUUCUUAUUGGCUACAAUCGAAAGAGUUGGUGCAUUCAAAUCCAACUUAAACGCAAGAUUACCAGUGACAAUUGUGAGAACUCAAUCUGAUACUUCUGUUGAAGAGAGUGAACCGAUCUUAAUUUCAAGAGAUUGGGAAAAUCAAUUAUUUUAUGAUAUUAUUAUAUCUUCAAAGGAUAUUAUCCUUGAUGCUUUCUUACCGAUUAAUUUUUCAUUUUCACCUUUGGAUAAAAUAACAUUACAUAGAAUAAGAAUUUAUAUCACUGAAACUAUGGAAUAUUAUUGUAGAGGUAAAAAAAUACACAGACUUGAACCAACAAAAAAAUUUUUAUUAGCUGAACAUUGUGGCCCAACAUUACCGAAUGCUCCAAAGGAUACGAAUGGUGUAAAAGCUAAAUACAUGGGAAACUUAUUAGAAGAUAAAGAUGGUUAUUUAUCAAACAAAUCGUUUGAAUUUCAAGUCUUUAUACCAAGUAGGUUUGGUAGUCAUCAAAGAUUACAUCCAGACACAGGGUUCGAAAAGAUUAAGUCAAAUCAUUGGAUAAAACUUUGCCUUCGUUUAUCAAGAAUGAUUGAUGGUAAGAGAAAACAUUACGAAAUUAGCAUUGAUUCUCCGAUUCAUGUGUUGCACAAAUUAUGCUCUCAUGCAAAUACUUUACUUCCAAGUUAUGAUGUUCAUUCUGUACCAUUGGGUAAUAACAUAUUCCCAUCUUCAACUAGCAUUUCCAUGGCUUCUUCAAGUUUGGAUUCUAAGUUCGAACUAGAUUCUGUAUCGGAGAGUGUUAAGUCUAAUAGUACCCAUAACACAAAUGAUCCUAACCACUUAUACCAUAACUCCAAUAUCUUCUUCCCAAAGGAGGUUUUUAGUUCACCAAUUUUAUCACCUAAUGUACAACCAAUCGAUGUUAGCUCAAUGAACGGACCUACAAGAACUCCAUUACCAAGAAUUGUACCAAAUCGUCAUUCAAGUAGCAAUGGUGGCAAUAACACUAAUAAUAACAAUAGAUAUAUUCAUAAUCUAACACAUAACCAAAAUGGACGUCCAAAUACUGUGGGAGGUGAGACUAAUAAAAAUGAUAUCUUUACAAAUCCAAGACUUAAAUCCAAUAUCUAUCAACCUGAAUCUAUCGAGAGAGCUUUAACUUCCCCACAAGCUGUUCCGUUAUCCCCAAUUACAUCACCUUUGUUAAGACCCCUGUCGUUUCAAUUAAAUGAUAGUGAUUCUUUCAGUAUUAAUGAAAAUUCUCUUGAUGAUCCACCUCCGGAUUUUAAUUUUGAUGAUAACAAACCUGUGACUUCCCUUGGAACCACAAGACCGACCUUAACCACAUAUAAGAGUAAUCCAACAAUCCCUUCAAAAUUACCUCCAUCGUAUGGAGAAGCCAUUAAAAGUAAAACCAAUGAAAGAAUAUUAAGCUCAAAUCUUCAAAAUUCAAGGAUGUCACGAUUGUCACUAAAUAAAUCUCAGGAUUCUUUGCUUUUUAGUAUGAGCAACAGAAAAAGCAAUCUAAACCUAGAUAAUGAAUUGGAAAACUCAUUUGUGGAAGAGAAAAAUAAAGAAGAUAACGAUGAUAAUGAUAUAGCAUCUAGCUUCAGUUUUGAUAGUUCAAAUAUGCAGACUCAGAAUUUGCCCUCGAAUAUUUUAAGACCACAUUCACCGCCAACCUUGAGACCACUGAGUGGUGAUCUGAUAUUUAGUGGUGGUCGCCCUGAAGCUGCAAACAUGCUACCAUCAACAUUAAGGACAGAUAAUCAGUUCUACAAUGAUAUGAACCAAAUAUUUAGCGAUGAUACAACACCACCAGGUGAAAAUCCAUCUUCUCCAACUGAGGCUGGCAAUUCAACAACACAUGAAGGAAGUCCGAGUCGAUCAGUUCACUCUGUUAAUGAAUUAUCACCACAUUCGUCGGCUGGAAAUAAUAGUACUAACGCAUAUCUCAACAGGGAUGGUAUUGCCGCUGAACCCUUGCUGAAUAACGGCCUAAGGAAUAGUACAUCUCAGAAUAGGACUACCGGUGACAUUACAGAAAUGAGUUACGACAACUCUUUUUUUCAAUCUAAAGACUCCCUCAACGACAUGUCCGGACAACCAUUAGACUCUUCAGUUGAUCUUACUGCAUUGUACAAUAGAAAUACUGUUGGUUGGAAUACAUUUCAAUUCGAUGAAGGAAUAGACAACAGUCAUGACUCAAGAGAAAACCGUGACGUAGGGGGAGGUACUGACGCCUCUAGUAGACUUUCAGAAGUAGCAACUCAAAGUGACUUAAAGACUAUCGACACGGAUAGUAAUGCUGACAAUAGCACAUCUACGUAUCAUAAUGUUGAAGGUACUUUAUCUUCAUGA